Lontra canadensis (Northern American river otter) is the source of this 2064-nucleotide messenger RNA. It is a transcript of the gene DNAJC21, whose product is annotated as DnaJ heat shock protein family (Hsp40) member C21. The record is from RefSeq and is a predicted model, not a curated record. NCBI's taxonomy places the organism in Eukaryota, Metazoa, Chordata, Mammalia, Carnivora, Mustelidae. Gene Ontology annotation, cellular component: cytoplasm. Gene Ontology annotation, molecular function: nucleic acid binding; zinc ion binding. The transcript is spliced from 12 exons. The coding region runs from base 144 to 1742 and encodes 532 amino acids.
GCCGCGCUCGCUGGCUGGCCCGGUGUGGGCGCCGGACUCCCGCUGCCGAAGAGGACCAGCAGCGCCGCCGCCACCCCUUCGGCCCGGGCCCGGGCCCCGGCCCCGCCCCGGGCCCCGGCCCCAGCCCCUUGCCCGGCCGGGCGAUGAAGUGUCACUACGAAGCGCUGGGGGUGCGACGCGACGCCAGCGAGGAGGAGCUCAAGAAGGCCUAUCGGAAGCUGGCCCUGAAAUGGCACCCGGAUAAAAAUCUGGAUAAUGCCGCAGAAGCAGCUGAACAAUUUAAAUUAAUCCAAGCAGCGUAUGACGUGUUGAGUGACCCUCAGGAAAGAGCAUGGUAUGAUAAUCAUAGAGAGGCUCUCCUUAAAGGUGGGCUUGAUGGGGAAUAUCAGGACGACAGUUUAGAUUUGCUUCACUACUUCACUGUGACCUGUUACUCUGGUUAUGGAGAUGAUGAGAAGGGCUUUUAUACAGUUUAUCGUAAUGUUUUUGAGAUGAUUGCGAAGGAGGAGCUAGAAUCUGUGUUAGAAGAGGAGAUGGAGGAUUUCCCCACUUUUGGAGACUCCCAGAGUGACUAUGAUACGGUCGUCCAUCCUUUCUAUGCCUAUUGGCAGAGUUUCUGCACUCAGAAGAACUUUGCAUGGAAGGAAGAAUAUGAUACGCGACAAGCUUCAAACCGCUGGGAGAAACGAGCCAUGGAAAAAGAAAACAAAAAGAUUCGCGACAAAGCGAGGAAGGAGAAGAACGAGCUUGUGCGCCAGCUGGUCGCGUUCAUCCGCAAGAGAGACAGGAGAGUGCAGGCGCACCGGAAGCUCGUGGAGGAGCAGAACGCCGAGAAGGCCAGGAAGGCGGAGGAGAUGAGGCGGCAGCAGAAGCUGAAGCAGGCCAAACUGGCCGAGCAGUACAAAGAACAGAGCUGGAUGACCGUGGCUGACCUGGAGAAGGAGCUCAAGGAGAUGGAGGCGCGCUACGAGAAGGAGUUUGGAGAUGGAUCAGAUGAAGAUGAGAUGGAGGAAUCUGAUCCCAAAGAUGGGCAUGAUGGUAGAGACAGUGAUGAAGCUGAUGAUGCUGAGCUGUACGACGGCCUUUACUGCCCAGCGUGCGACAAAUCUUUCAAGACAGAAAAGGCCAUGAGGAAUCAUGAAAAAUCAAAAAAGCAUCGGGAAAUGGUUGCCUUGUUAAAACAACAGCUGGAGGAGGAGGAAGAAAAUUUUUCAGGACCUCAAACUGAUGAAAAUCCAUUGAAUGCCAAUUCUGAGGAAGAAAUAGAAGAUGCACCAAAACAAAAGCUUUCUAAAAAACAGAAAAAAAAGAAACAGAAACCAGCACAGAAGUAUGAUGAUAAUUUCAAUGAAAAUGGAACUGGAGAAGAAGUAAAGGUUGAAUCAGAAGAUACCAACUUAAAUCAAGACCGUGCCAAAGAAUUAGAUGGGAGUCCCCAAGAAAGUAUCAGUGUCACUGAGACUGUCGAACUCUGUGAGGAUCCAAAAAGUGAAGCUAAGAAUGCUCCUAAACCCAAAGGGAAGAAAGCCAAAGACAUGAAAAAAUCUGUCAAAGUACCUGCUGAACCUCAGACAGUGAGUGAUGUUCUUAUCAGCUGUGCAACCUGCCAUAGUGAAUUUCCAUCCCGGAAUAAACUUUUUGACCAUCUGAAAGCCACAGGUCAUGCAAGAGCACCUGCAUCGUGUUCUUUAAACAGUGUAACAAGUAGUCGAAGCAAGAAAGAGAAACGUAAAAACAGAUAGAAAUCCUGCCAAUGUUUUUUUCUUUUUGAUUGUCUCUAGAUUUUGAAACCAAUAACUGAACUGAAGUCAUCUAAAGAGUUAAAAUUUCGGUGAUCUGCAAUUUAUUGCAUUGUGAAAGAUUAUUUUUUAUCUUGUAAAAACAUUUUUUUGUUUAAUAUAUAUUUUUUAAACAUUUCAUUAGUGAUUGAAUUCUACUUUGCCAUCUGGAUUGACUUGAAUGUUUCAAAACAGGUACAUAUUGUAAAGUAUGCGUUUUUGACUUCUGUUGGCUCACAUGGACAGAAAUGUACAGGGAGAAUUAAAUUAUUUUAACACAUACAAA